Messenger RNA from Eriocheir sinensis (Chinese mitten crab), 1884 nucleotides. Its product is annotated as gelsolin-related protein of 125 kDa-like. The record is from RefSeq and is a predicted model, not a curated record. NCBI's taxonomy places the organism in Eukaryota, Metazoa, Arthropoda, Malacostraca, Decapoda, Varunidae. Bases 405 to 1355 code for a protein of 316 amino acids. The transcript is spliced from 3 exons.
UCCUCUGAGCUUAGUUGUGGACAGACAGCGGUAGCGAUAGGACGUACGCUGCUGGUGCCGAGUGCAGAACCCUCAAGAAAAAGAGGAGGGAGAAGACGAGAUAGAAAACGAAGGAAGAGAAGAAAGAAGAAGUUGGAAGAGUUACCGAGGAAGGAAGAAACAGAAGAGGCUGAAAGAGAUAUUGAGGAGGAAAAGACAUAAGAAAAGAAGGAAGGAAGAAACGAAGAGAUAGAAAAACGAAAGAAGGAAGAUAGAGAGAGAGAGAACAAGGGAAAGAAGAAGGAAGAAAAAACACGAGAGAAAUAAGAAAAGAAAACGAGAGAAGAAACCAACUUAGAGUAAAACGAAAAAGAAAAGAAAAAGGGCGCUAGAUUUGAAGGGGUAACUCAAGCUAACCUUUCAAAAUGUCUGCACUGCGUCCUGUGACUCUUGUGUUGGUGGUAGGGGCUACGUGCUGCCUAGGCUUUCAAGACCUCACCGAGAACCCGGAAACCCCACAAUACCUCGUAGUCCUAGACCACUUCGCUGAAAACAUCAAGAAAGUCAUAGAAGACAAGCUGGCCCCCAUAGAAAACAAACUCACUGAAGCACUGCAGAAAACGGAGGCUUUAGAGGGGAAACUACUGCAGAAAAUCGAGGACCUGAAGCUGAGUACAGACGGGAAAAUCGAGGACCUGAAGCUGAACACAGACGGGAAAAUCGAUAACCUGCAAAACGAUAUAACAACUGAAAUCAGAGAUGAGAGCAACCGUGUGGCGGAUAAGGUAUUUACGAAGGACGAGAUGGCGGAGGUGGUGAGGGAGGAGGCCGUGGAGUUGAAGGAGAGGUGUACAAACGCCCAGAGACUGACGGCACUCCAGAACAAUGUGUUGGAGGUGAAGGAAAUGCUGGAGGAGGUGAAGAAAGAGAAUGUGGAGAUGAAGAACGUUGGCCAGAACGUCUCGGAGGAGGUGAGAGGCGUAAAGGACUUCGUGGAGGUGAUGGCGCAGGAGGUGCAGGGGUUGGCCAUGACCUCCAAGAAUUUCUCCAGUACACUUGAAGACGUAUCGUACUCUGUCCAUCUAUUAACCGCUACGCCGCCACCACCACCACCUCAAGAAGAAGAAGAAGAAGAAGAAGAGCAAGCAACAGGCCCGGUCUAUCCCUGUGUGGACUCCGUUUUCAAAGGAACGGAAAAUCCUAAGGUCUGUCAAACGGCCGCCAGAUUCAACAAGUGUACGGUGCCCCUCGUCUCCUACCACUGCUGUCACACUUGUACCUCCCUCGGCCUGAUCCCGGAGAUGGGGGCGUGGAGGCACCUCAAUAUGACACGCCACGUUAAGCCCUUCCAAGUGAUCAGCGUGUUUGCCCCGUAGAGUGACUUGGGAGAGAAGGUGUAGUCACCCUCUAAAUUUUCCCGUUUUCUUUAUUAUAAGUUCUUGAGUCUGCCCUUUAACUCACUACGUUCUCUUUCUCUUCCGUCUUCUAUGAGUCAUGGGUCACUACAUUAUACACAUAUACCAAAUCGUAUUAAGAAGAAGAAGACACCAAAUCACCAACAUUGUAUAUAUUAGUGUACAUCGGUGAGUUUGUUGAAAUAUAGGUGAUGAUUUGGUUUAUGUGUAUGAUGUAGUGGCCCACGAGGAGGAUGAGAUAGGCGUGUGUGUAAUAGAAGGCGGAAGAGAAAGAAAACGGAGUGAGUUACAGGGCAGACUAAAGAAAUGAAGGUGAAGAAAACGGGAAGAUUUAGAGGGUCACUACAAAGGAGCGGACACCCAGAAAGGCGUUAAGGAAAGAGGAGACGGGACUGGUUGGUGUGUUCAGCGUCUGCUCGCUCGCGCUCACCAGCAUCAACUACACAAAUGUAACCACAAUUUAUACUCAUAUUAAACUAUUAGCACGAAC